GGAGCCAGUAAGCCAGUUCAAAUAACUUACUUGGGUUCUUGUUCGUGAUCCUUAUUCGUGAACGGUAACAGUCAAAAACACAAGACAUAACGUUCAGAACACACUCCUACACAGAGUACGAGUUGCCGAUCUAAAAGUCUUAUCGUUUGCACAUAGCCUUAAACCUAAUGCGUUUGUUAAAGAACAAUAGAAACGGAGCAACUCUGUAUUUGUUUGCCCUCAGCUGUUUGCUAUGGCAACAAUUACAAUUUGAAAAGCACUGACCACGAAGCAUUUAAAUUACAAGUUCAAAACAAUAGUUAACAUAGUAAAUAUCAUAAUUACGAGUAUUACAAUACGAACUUUUCUGUGUUGAUAGUCUGACAAUAAUAUCAUAUAACAUCAUUAAAGUGUAAUUUUACCCAUAAAUACAAUAACAAAUAGUUUGCAUUGGAUUAAUUAUAGCUAGAAAAGGUGACAUAGAAGCAAGUAUUCUGACCAUGACUUCAAUAUAGUACCUAAGAUUGAAAAAAGAACCACAUUUCAAAAAGCGCAAAGCAUUCACAUUUAUUUCAUAAGGCCCCUUUUUCAAUACACUGCCGUACGAGAGAAUAUUCCACUGCGUGUUAAAUGUCCGUACGGUCCCACCAAAUUCAGGCGCUCUUUGCACGUCGUCGAGAAAUUGAGCACGAUCGCAUUGAGCGCACAGCUGCAGUUAAUCGUUACUACGACCAUUGGGGCAAGGUGACAACCCGCUUCGAGAACUGGACCAAGCCGGAGUACUACAAAAAUGCGGAAGAGCAGCUGAAGCAGCGCCGUGAAAAGCGUGAGAAGGAGCUCCAGCAGUAUGAACGUCGUGAACGUCUGCGCGAGCUGUUCGAAAAAGAGAAAAUGAUGUACGAAAAGGAAACCCUAGAUCGCGAGAGGCCACGAUCUCGCAAGAUUGCUGCUACCACCGAACAACUUGAGAAGAUUGAACAAAGUGCUAAGGAGCGUGAGAACAUCAAGCGGAAACUGGAUUUAGAGGCUAAAUUGUACGGACGGUGGCGACAUGGUGUGGAUGAUGAUAAUAUGUUGUUUGAAUCGAAGUCUAGCAAUGAGACGCUGGCCAAACUCAAUUGGUUGGACAAGAAAAUCGAAGAGCAAUACGAUCGCGAACGUGAAGAAGCACAGUCAAUGGACCGAAAUUUGCGAUUGCAGGAGGAGAUCAGUCGUACAGAGCAGGUUCAAAGAGAUCGACAACUAAUUCGCGAAAAGGAGAUUAAAGAGAUACGUGAACUGCAGGAGAAGCAUAUGGAAGAACUGAAGAUGCGUCAGGCUGAGGCAGAUGGUUUAAAAGAGGAGGAGAAGCAUUUGCGUACCUGUUUAAGUGAUUUGGAUAAGGAGCUGGAGUUGUUAGAGGAGAGCUGCUCGUUGGUAAUGGAAGCCACAGAUGCAUCUCAGGCCUUCAAUUUGAAAAAAAUUAAGGUUUUCAUACGAAAACGGUCCGAGUCAUUCUGCAACCAAAUCAAGCUCUGCAUAAAUAUACUGGAACGCUUGAGUGCCUACACCACAUGUGCCGAUAUCGUAAAGAGGCUACUGAACAAAUACAGAGGGCAUCUAGAGGCGGAAACAAUUAAUCUCUCGCAAGUUGAGGCAAUGUACGAAUCAGAGGCGAAGUACAACAUGCAGCGCUUUGAGUCGAUGUGGCAACAACAACAUUUGGAGCGUUACCAUGAAAUAAAACAACUUCUAACAGAAGAGCGUUGUACAUUUGGUUCGCGCAUUAGCGAGAACCUUCGACGCCAAAGCGAUGCUUACGAAGUGCGCUCCACACACCUCACAGCUCUUGAGAAUUCUAAUGAGAAGCUGAAGCAAUUGGUAGCUGAGGAACAACAAUCACCACGCAGUGCGCUUCCUGUAGCUGGUAAUGAUUUCGCUACACCAUGCCCUGGUACAGGGUACAACGGUGAUGUCGGUAAUCAGGCUUCGGUGGCAGAAGACAACAUAAGUAUUGCACAGCUGAUGCCGAGUGGCGUGUCGCAUUUAGAAAGCGCACCUACGUCCGGCACACAUUUCGGACGACGCAGACCCCCGACUUCCGAGCUGCCUAAAGUGACCAACUCAUUUACGAAUUUGAAUUUGGAUGUUUGGAAGGAUCUACCAGCUGCACGCCAUGACAUCGACUCGCCACGCAUGCUGACUCAGCGUUCAACGAGCAUUGUCACAUCGGAAUCAGCGUCGCGCCCGAAAUUCGCUCGUAAGCGCGUAGCUUGGACAUAAUAUAUGUAUAUGAUACAGCUUUAAUCUCGACUGACUGUUUGCAUUAGACUAGUUUGUUCUAGAUUUUUAUAGUGAAUUUUGAUAAAUCGGAGUUGAAAAUAUUUUGAUAUUCGUUUAAACUAAAUUUUUCAUACAAAAUAAAAAAUUAAACUCAAAUUGUA
This is a messenger RNA of Zeugodacus cucurbitae (melon fly), 2402 nucleotides long. RefSeq names its product trichoplein keratin filament-binding protein. Gene Ontology annotation, biological process: apoptotic process. Gene Ontology annotation, cellular component: keratin filament. The record is from RefSeq and is a predicted model, not a curated record. The transcript is spliced from 2 exons. Bases 610 to 2241 code for a protein of 543 amino acids. Lineage: Eukaryota; Metazoa; Arthropoda; Insecta; Diptera; Tephritidae.